Molecule: messenger RNA, 446 nt
Organism: Hemibagrus wyckioides
Lineage: Eukaryota; Metazoa; Chordata; Actinopteri; Siluriformes; Bagridae
Product: NADH dehydrogenase [ubiquinone] 1 beta subcomplex subunit 1-like
Exons: 3
Coding region: 162-338 (58 amino acids)
Cellular component (GO): mitochondrion
Source: RefSeq, a predicted model, not a curated record
ACAUUUUACUUAACUUGGUAUGACUCAUUAUAAGUAUCCUUCUUUAUUAAAGCCAGUGUUAAUAAAUAUUGUUCAAAUGAGCUAUUGCAUAGUUGGUAUGGUCCUAUGACCUACGAUUGAGCAGCCUGUAAGCGCAAUAAGCGAAGCUAAACAACGGCAUCAUGGUGAACUUCGCCGCGAUGGUGCGUGAGCACUGGGUGAAUGUCCUAGUCCCACUUGGCUUUGUCAUGGGCAUCUACCUGGACAGGUGGAACGAUCAGAAACUGACAGCAUUCAAGAACAAGAGCGCAUUGUACAGCAGGGAACUGAAGCCUGGUGAGGAAUACACCUGGAAGUGAAAUCCUCCUCCUCAUAUUUAUUGGACCUCCUGCUCUCUGAAUUUCCUCUCUGUUUAAUGCUCAAAGCUGUAAAUGAGUUUUCAAAUAAAAUUUGUGAUGUAAAAUAUA